GAUGGCGGCGACACGGUCGGAGUGUUAUUGCCAGUGGACAUAAAAAAAGGCUUUUUAUUCAAAAUAGAACCCCGACUUAAACAUUUGUACACACUCGAUUAUACCGCGUGUGCCAUAUUCCCCCCAGUGUGGAGCUUGGAUCAGUGUUGGGACGGCAAGUUUCAGUGUAGUUUCUCCACCAACAUGUUCCCGUCCUAGCAGCUCAGCAGCCUAGCAGAGCCGCGCGGAGCCGCAGAGACGCGGGGGAUAUGGGAGAAAAGCUGGAGCUCAAGCUCAAGUCGCCGGUCGGAGCAGAGCCUGCUGGCUACCCCUGGCCGCUGCCGGUAUACGAUAAACACCAUGAUGCUGCUCAUGAAAUCAUCGAGACCAUUCGGUGGGUGUGUGAGGAAAUCCCAGACCUCAAACUGGCAAUGGAAAAUUACGUACUCAUUGACUAUGACACCAAGAGCUUUGAGAGCAUGCAGAGACUUUGUGACAAGUACAACAGGGCUAUUGACAGCAUCCACCAGCUGUGGAAGGGGACCACCCAGCCCAUGAAGCUUAACAAGCGUCCUUCCAACGGGCUUCUGAGACAUAUCCUACAGCAAGUGUACAACCACUCGGUGACUGAUCCAGAGAAGCUGAAUAACUAUGAACCCUUCUCCCCUGAGGUUUAUGGAGAGACUUCUUUUGACCUGGUUGCUCAGAUCAUUGACGAGAUGGAAAUGAUGGAAGAUGACACUUUCGUUGACCUUGGCAGUGGAGUGGGGCAGGUGGUGCUACAGGUUGCAGCAGCAACCAACUGUAAACACUACUAUGGUGUAGAGAAAGCAGACAUUCCAGCUACCUAUGCAGAGAGUAUGGACAAAGAGUUUAAAAAAUGGAUGAAAUGGUAUGGCAAGAAACAUGGGGAAUACACACUGGAGAGAGGGGAUUUUCUGUCGGAAGAAUGGAAAGAAAGGAUCGCCAAUACGAGUAUUAUUUUUGUGAAUAACUUUGCCUUUGGUCCAGAAGUAGAUCAUCAGUUGAAGGAACGCUUCGCUAACAUGAAGGAAGGGGGGAAAAUUGUAUCCUCAAAACCUUUUGCACCUUUAAAUUUUCGAAUCAACAGUCGAAACUUGAGCGAUAUUGGCACAAUAAUGCGUGUGGUGGAGCUUUCACCACUGAGGGGCUCCGUAUCAUGGACUGGGAAGCCGGUGUCCUACUACCUGCAUACCAUAGACCGCACCAUACUUGAAAACUAUUUUGCUAGUCUUAAAAAUCCUAAACUCAGGGAGGAACAAGAGGCAGCUAGGCGACGAGGCCAGAAGGAAACAAAGGACAGUAAAAGCAACAGCACGACCCCAACUAAACCUAAGGAACAGAACAAGCAGGAUUCCUGUGGUGAGGAGGAGCAUCCUAGCUUGGUGACAGUGGUCAAGCCGUCAGCCAAACCCAGAAGAACCCGUCUUUUGUCCAAAAGUCGCAAGAUUAACAAUAAGAAACGAGGUCGACCCAAGAAAGCUGUCCCUGCUGCUGAGAAGAACAAGAAGAAUCAGAGUGCAUUGGAUCUGCUGCAUGCCAAGACCCUUUCUGCGGCACCACCUCAGGAUGCAUACCGGCCACCUCAGAGUUCCUUCUACCAGCUACCUCCCAAGGUCCAGCACUAUACGCCUGGUCAACUGCUGCUGAGCCCAACUCCUCCUGGUCUGCAACAACUGCUAGAUAACAUCAAAGUCCAAUACCUCCAGUUCAUGGCCUACAUGAAGACUCCUCAGUAUCGCACCAACAUCCAGCAACUUUUAGAGCAGGAGAAGCAAAAACACAGAGACUUAUCAGGACAGGCUGAGCAGCUCCAUUCGCUCUGUCAGUCUCAUAAGGACAAGAUCAAAGGUCUCUUUCAGACUAAACUGGAUGAGCUUGGAGUAAAAGCUCUGACGGUAGAAGACCUUCUUCAGGCACAGAAAGAGAUAUCAGCCCACAAUCGUCAGCUGAAGGAGCAGACUAAGCAGCUUGAGAGAGACAUGGCCUUGCUGAGAGAUCAUAGUCUGCUACUGCUGAAGUCCAGAUGUGAAGAGCUGAAGCUAGAUUGGGGCUCUCUGUGUCUGGAGAGUUUGUUGAAGGAGAAGCAGGCACUGCGCAGGCAGAUCUCUGAGAAACAGAAGCACUGCUUAGAGUUGCAGAUCAGCAUUGUGGAGCUGGAGAAAAGUCAAAGGCAACAGGAGCUGCUUCAGCUCAAGUCCUACAGCCCCUGUGAGGGCUCUCCGUACAGAAGGAGUCUGGACUCACGCACUUCCACAGACAUGGACACCUUUAAGCUCGGCCUGUCCUCCGCCCCAGCUCUCAAUGGUGUUAGUUCCGAGCUUUCAGUCAAUGGCACCAACUCUCCUUGUUUUGAUUCAGCUAAUACAAAAGGUGAGCUUUCUCGCUACCUGCCCAUCUCUCCAGAUCAUGAGAUUGUGGUUGGCACUCCUGAUUCUCGUCAGAGACAGCAAAGCUCCUCACACCCUCUUCCUGACUACACACGUUUCUCCCCUGCCAAAAUUGCCUUGAGAAGGCACCUCAACCAAGAUCCCACCGCCUCUGCUCACUUGAGAGGUCCGGGGCUGACCACACACAGGGAAGUGGGGGGUGUUAACUCUCCACUUGGGGCCAAGCAAAACUGUUCCUCUCCCAAUACAUCUGAUGCUCAGAUCAAUCCCAAAAGCUCGGAUAGGGUUGCUAAGGAGAGGAGUCCAUCUGUUCAGGGUGACAACAUCACAAGCCUUCCAAUCAGCAUCCCUCUGAGCACUGUCCACCCAAACAAGUUACCAGUAAGCAUCCCACUGGCCAGUGUUGUGCUUCCCAGCCGUGCUGAGAGACUGAGAAACACUCCAAGUCCUGUAUCUCAGGGAGGGCAGAGCAAUGGAUGUUCAUCUGGCUCAGGGCUAAUGAAUGGAUGUCUCCACCCAGAGGAGUACAAUGGUGCUUUAUCCCCUUCUCCAAACAGCAACACUCCUUUGACAGGAGCGUUGGGUCGAGGAGGUCCUACCCAGAGCCCCCCGACCAGCACAGGAGGGGUGCUCCAGUAUGCUGACGGGCCUCCAAGAAUUCUUUCAGAAGAUGGACCAGACCGUCAAGAAGAGGAAACGGACACAGAGCCACAGGACAGUGAACUGAGGCGGAGAAUGUUCUUCUCUUCUUCCUCGUCAUCCUCGUCUUCCUCUUCUUCCGCCUGCGGAGGCGGCCUGGCCGGUGGAUCACGCCUUCAUCAUCACACUGGCAGCUCAGCCAAGCAGGGAUACCACAGUAACCACGGAAACCAUGGAAACCAUCACCAGUCCCCCGGCACGCACCACACACACACACCUACACACACGUCGUCAUCGCACUCAUCCCACAGCUUCAACUGUCAAGAGGCGCGGAAGCGGGGGAGAAGGAAACGCAGCUCUGCAGGCUCCGUCAUGGCCAGCGGAUCCCCGAAAAGGAGAUCCUUCCCUGGGCUCAGCUCCGGCAACCACUCCUCAGGAUCACCACUAAACAUUAACUCCAUGGUAAACAACAUCAAUCAGCCUCUGGAGAUCUCUGCCAUCUCUUCCCCAGAACAAUCGAGUCGUAGCCCCAACGGUCCUGACCUGGACCAGCCCCCCAUCUUGAAGAGGGAAUGCCCUCUUGAGCUCAACGGCUCUGGUCGAUAUUCAACAGCUCCCAGCUCCGAUGAUGAGGACUCAGGGUGUCCGGCUGACAGCUCUAGUUCUCGAAUUGAAAGAAAAAUAGCAACUAUAUCUUUAGAGAACAGAGAUGGGCCGGGCAGAGUAGGUGACGGUGAACGAGGUAGAAAAUCUGGAAGCAGCAGUGGCAACAGCACGGGCAGUGAAGGCUCCUCGUCAUCAUCCCUGUCCUCUACAAGCAAGUGGAAAUCUACCUUUUCACCGAUUUCUGAUCCCAAACAACCCAACUCAGACCAUAGACAGGGGGGCUCCCCGUUUGGCAUGGGGGGGUCGAGUCGGGGCACAGACUCAGAUUCAGACCACAAACAGCAGGGAAGGAAAGGGAGUGAUGGGGAGUCAUCCGGCUACGUGACCCCCAACCCUUUCCUCAGUCAAGAGGCAGGGACGCGUGGUGGAGUCAGUGGGGCCGGCGGCGUCCCGGGGGGGAGCGGUUCAGACCAACGUCAAGCCCUCCAGAAGCAGAAGAGUUCUCGGGACUGGGAGCUGAAGACCAGCAGUAGCAUGGCCAGUCAGAAUCUCUUCAUUUCUGCUGCCGCCAGCAGCGGAGGGGGCAUUCUCAGUGGGAAGGUGGGAGGCAAUCCUGUAGCAGUUUCCUCAGCCACCGGGUCAUCUGUGGGACAGUACCGGGGGUCUCAGUUCACCCUAGGAGGAACUUCAGUCUUACAAUCCUUGUUCGGAGCACAGACCGGUGUCUCCACUGUUAGUGGGACCUCCAGACUUGUCAAUGGACAUUCUGCCCUGGGAAGCUUCUCCAGUGCUGGGCUGGCAGGGGGAGCAGCGGGAGACUUGCUUGGCGCUGUGCACAACCUGGCUCAGUCCUUGCUUCUCUCUUUGUCCCCCUCUCCCUGCUCUCUUUGCUGCUAUCAUCUGCUCUCUCUUUCUCUGUGUCCCCCUUCUUGCCCUCCCCCCUUCCUCCAUUUCUGCUGUAUGAUUUGCAGGUAUAUUUCACCACAUGGUUCCAUCAGUGUCCUCCCAUCAGUUUGGGGCAGCGCUGCCCACCUCAGGAGGCCUCAGCUCUCUGCUCGGUCUCUCCUCGUCUUCCUCUGCUUCCUCCCACACCCAGCACAGCACCGCUCCUCAGCCGGCCUCCACGCGCCUCACCUCCGUGUCAUCACCGCUCCCCCUGUCCCAGACCCAACACAGCCGCACCCAGUCAGUCCUCCACAGCGCCUCUCCUCCCACGCUCUCCCUGCCCCCUCCGCCCCCCCUGCACACCGUCCCUCCCUCCUCAGCGACCACACACUCCGAGGCCCCGGGAUCCUCCCGAUCAGACUCGCUCCACUCUUUACGCCUGUCCCAAUCCUCUCUCCACCACCACCAGAGAGCACAAUCAUCUCUCUCACUCUCCAUCUCCACCUGUUCAUCCUCAGCUUCUACCGCUGCUGCUGCUUCCGCGUCCCUCUCCUCUUCGUCUCUGUCAGCCUCGUCCUCGUCUCGUCCAUUCGCAGUGCACUACUCCCCCCGGCUGAGCCCCCCGCCACCUGCCAGCAGUUCAGGUGGCGGCGGGAGCAUGUGGAGGACUCAGGGCAUGCAUGGUUCCCACGCCAGCUCCCAGCUCCCCGGCUCCCGACCUAGAUAGAGCUCGGGUAGGUGGGGAGUGCUGGGGGGGGGGGUGGAUAGAUAGACUGAGAGAGAGAGAGAGAUGGUGAGAGAGAUGGGCAGCUCGUUUUCCUGUUCUUCUACAAGCCGCUUGUUCUGAUUGAACAAGGUAAGAUGAUUCUCAAAGUUGAGCCGGGCUGGAAGACGAGUUAAGAUAUUGAACUGUUGCACAGCGAACUUGGUUUUUUGCCUUGUUGAGUGUCUGUACGCGGUAGAGCCACUCAGUGUCUUUCUGUCUUUUUAAUGUAGGUAAUUGAUGAAAACUACCUCGUCAUUAAAUAAACUAAGCAAAAGUCCAGGUGUGGACCAAGGCACUCUCCUCAUCCACCGGUGCUUCAAACAGUCUGCACUACCCGACCGCCUCCAAGACCGGCUUCUGUACUGGGAUAUUUGACACACAGACUCACUCACACCCACACAUGCACACACUCACACUAAUCACCACUAUGGUCACCUUGAGCAGAAUUCAAAGGUACUGGGCAUGUUUAUGUGGUGUGGAACAAAAUCAAGUCUGCAGAUUUAACAAUCUGAGAAUCGGAUCUGAAUGAACUGAAUUAUUGUAUCCGUUUUUAAUUUUAAGGAACUCAUCAAUGACGGGUAAUUUCCUUGUUUUACUCAUGAUUAUAUCUACUACCCCUUGUGAAAUUGAAAUAGAAAUGUUAAAUGUAUUAUUAGAUAAGACAGAAAGGCAUAGACAAGGUUAUUUGCGCUGUAUCUCACAUGUUUAGAAAGUUCUCCUUUAUGAGUGUCUGUAUGCCAGAACUAAUACAUAAUGCACCACCAGUUCAUUGAAUUCUGCUCACAUGCCAUGCAACCUUGCCUCUCUGCAUGUAUCCUCUUAUCGCUGUUUACUUCCCUCAGUGAAAUUCAAUAUUUGUUACAACAUAUUUGACUAUGAAAUGUGAUGAAUUUUUCAUCCAACUUCACACUGGAUAGUACGAUGCAGUUACUCCGGCAACACAAGAUGUAUGAGCUCUGACUGGUUAAGUUGAUCUGCCUUGUUAUGACAUAAAUUGAAGUAAAUCAAUACUUUGACUUCAUAGUUUUUCUAAAAAGUCAAAGUUUAUUCUAAAAUAAACUCCAUAGUUACAAAUAAGACAGUUACUCAUGUUAAUCCUGUUCUUGAAAUGAGGAGCACCUUUCUGCUAAUAUCAGAUAUUUAACUUAUGAGUGAAAAUACUUCCUUUCUGUGUGUUGUGGCAGUCCUCUCGGAUCCGGCACAUUUCUGCAUUUAAAUUAUUGAACCAAAGGAUGAAAAAUGUGGAAUAAUAUCUGCAAAUAUUCCAUAAUUUCAGAGUGCUUCUAUUUCAACUUAAUCUUCUCUCAGCAGUGCUGGGUACAUUUUCAUCUUCAAAAAUGAAAUAAGAUGAAACUGAAUGAGAUGGUGCUCCGUGGAGACCUCGUCAGCUGUUCUCUACUAGCAAACACCCAUUGUUCUCAGAGUGGUUGUGGUUAUGCUUUUGUUAAAAUCUGAGUAAAGCAAAAAUAAAUAUACUCUCAUUCACAUCGCUGAAAAAUGUGUUCUUAAUAACCUAGACAAGUUUGACUCAAUAAAUCUGUCGCCAAGUGUACGAAAUGAAAUGGUAUUGAAAUAUUGAGUGUAUGCUGAGUGACAGAUCUCAGAAAAGCUUAAAUGAAUUGCACCAAUAGGGGGGAAUAUUGCUGUGGUAAGCUGUUUGCAGGGAUAUAUUUGGUAAUUCUGUGUCUAUUUUUGUUUAACCUCCUAAGACCUGGUGUGUAUGUGGACAUCGCCCGUUUUAUCUGUCAUAGUAUUUAAUUUAUUAACGGGGGCCCAAAGCAGCAAGAAAAAACAAAUGCACCAACUCUUAGGAGGUUAAACUAGGAGGUGGAAAAAAAAAAAAAAAAAACAAGCCGGUGCUAAUGAUGAUCGCUCUACAUCAACAUGGCUUUGUACAAAAAUCAACCCACCUAACCUCAACUGACCAUAGUUACUAAUAACCAGGGUAUACUUUGUAUCGACGGGGCCGUCUAAUGUCUGGUGUGACAUAUCCUCUUCGCAAAAUAAAUCCAUGGCGUGCCACACAACAAUCACAUGCCCAUAUACUCACCUGACAAAUGCUAUGCCAGACCAAUAACUUUUCCUUUCCAUCCACGCAGCAUAAUUGGGAUUCUUUUAGCAGGUUUGUAGUCCCGAUAGCACGCGGCAAGUUUACUCUUCACAGUAUAAACCCAAGUUUAGUAACCUAAGCUUUGUGAAUUCUGGCGUCCAGGGAAGAUAAGUUUCUUUGUUGAUAGCGUCACAGAAACAGGUACAUGGUGGCGUUGUCAUCUGAGACUGAGUGCAGCAUGAGAGGCUUAUUUGCAGCAUGACGUUAUUUACAGCUUUUAAGCAGCAAUUGUGUAAUAUUUUCUGAAGUGUUUUCAUAAAGUUUGCUUUACUCAGACUUUACGGGGUUACCGAACAGCUGAAAAGAGGCCUUAAAGUAAGAGUAAAAGAGUAUCUAGCCUAUGUAUUUAUUAAGAUUUUUCUUCUUAGUUUGGAAAGUCACACUACUAUUUGCAAUAUUCUUGCAUAAGGAAUUUUAAACUUGUCUUAAGCUCAAUUUAGUCCUAUUUAUAUUUGCUUAUGUUAAAUGCUGAUUUAAGCAAUUGUGGAGUUUACUGCAUUUAGUUGAUACAAAUGCACACAUACGGUCAAACAUGCAAAUUCUCACACUGGGAAAACAUACCUAACCACAACCACAUGAAACUACUGGACUCAUCAAUUAUUUGCUUUUUAAGUGUGUAAUAUGUUUUUGUAAACCAUGUUUGUACUGUGAAUGUGAUUCAUUCUCUGACUGUAUAGUUGUGUAUAGAGUAUUAUAUUUAUGCUGUCAGUCUUUCCAUUUGCCUUGGUAAAUUGUUUUCACUUAAAAAAAAAAAAAAAAAAAAAAAAAAAAAAUCCCGAUUUGUGUUGACACAGUAGAGCUCAGUUAUGUGUGUACUUGACUCAGUCUGAAAACAGUGGUGCUACGUUUGGACUGUGCCUGAUCUUAUUUAUUCUGAAAUGAAAACAUAAAAACUUUUUUUUUUUUUUUUUUUUGAAUACUUGGUGCUGUACACAGGGACAUAUGUAAAGCCAUUUUUUUGGCUCCUUUCUCAUAUUUAAUGUGCUAUCAUUUCUUUUGCCUAGUGUACAACUGUAGCCACCUUCCGAUGAAAAUGCUCUGAGUCGGAGUGAAAAUUAGGGCCUCUUGAUGUUUUUCACAUAGUUUUACACAAAAGAAAAACAACAAACCCGCUCGCUUUGCUCCAAGGUGAGCCGCCCAUCUCUUAGUGAUCAAAAUGCACAGGUUGUUGCUGCAAGUCUCCAUUAACAAAUUUGUAUAAAAUAUGUAUCUUUACAGUAUCUAUAUAAAGUAUAAAAAGAAUAUAUCUAUCUAUAUAUAUAAAUAAAUAUUUUAUAAACAAAAAUGCAGAUAUAGGAGGUAUAGGGUGUUUCGGUGCUCCCAUUGUGACCCUUAAAUCUAGCCUGUUCAACAGGAGGCUUGAAGCCGAGCAGAGCAAACGCAUUUCCACCACAGGACCUUAAUAGACGGCGCCUAAGAACGCGGCGGCACAGCUGCAGCUCAAUCUCUGUGAUGUACACCAACCCGAACUCGAGACUCAACUCUUUAUAUUUAACACACGCAGGUGCUGUGGCUUGAACACAACUAGAUUCCAGCACUCUUAACUGUUAUCCUUUUAUCUGUUUUUUUUUUUUCUUUUUCUUUUUAUUGUUUUUAAAUCAAGCCAGAUUCUGCUGGGAAAAAAUGGUGCUUCUGUUUCCAGAUAACAUCAAAACGUUUUUACAAACUAGAUCUUUACUGGUGCAUUCAGAGCUUUGUCGGCAUCCUCUCACACUGUCACAAAAACGAGACUGUACCUUGUCGUCAUGAGCGUGUUGUGUCAUUUCUCUGAGCAUGCUAAUGUAGGACAUGUAUUCUAGUGCGUGUGGCUGAGGGCAGCAGAAAAGCUUCCUUUUAGUGGGGGUAUACUUCUGUUGUGUGUGUGUGUGUGUGUGUGCGUGUGCGUGCACCCCCUCCCCGGCUGCCAGUGCAUAUCUAAGGGAAGGCUAGACAAAUAAUGAAAGCUUUAUUGUAAAAGUCCCUGUCCUGUGCACUCCCUCCGUGUUCAGUGAAAAGAAGAUAUUCAUUUUAGGAUGUAAUUAGACUGCUUUGUUACCAGCACUGAGAGGUAUUUUGUAAUUAUUGUUGAAGCUGUUUUGAUUUUCUUAUCCCUGGUGUUUGAUACAAUUGCAAUUACAUUUAUGCCUUUUAUUGUGUCCUCAGAUUCUUGUCAGUUUUUAAUACUACUAGUCGGACCGACAGCACGGUGCUAUCCUUCACUUAAAACAAGGAAAUCGCAGCUAUUGAUAAAAAUACAAUUCUUCUCCUUUUUUGUGCUGUUUUCCGGGUUAAUAAUCUUCACCAUGAGCUUUCCUGGUGGCUUUUGUGAAGGUCCAGUCAAACUCUUGGGACUUCGACCCGUGAAAGAGGUCAGAGCGGUGUAUGUGCAAGUAAGAGUUGUUUUUGGAGAGGGCAGUGGUGUUUUAUUUAUAGAUUUCAGUCAGUUUCAUAGUUGCAUUCAAAAGGAUCCUUUGGGGUGUGAUUUGAAUUUAAAGCUUCUAUGCAGUUCUCCAGCAUACUCCAUCCUGGUGCAUUAUUGGUAGAUAAUGUUUGAGAGAUUUGCAGUCAAGGCUGUUUACUUAAAAUCCUGCCAAAGGUCUUAACUCAGGAAACUCUCAGAUUGCUUGAAAUGAUGCUAACGAUUUUCUAUAAACUGCUGCACGUCACCCUUAUUUAGUCCCUCUAAAAACAAGCAGGCAAACAAACAAACAAAAAACAACUCAGGACCAAGACCGCACCCCUCAGUAAGCAUAUUGGAAGGUAAAAGAAAAGGUCAACUGCCCUGUCCAACCUCCUCAGAUGGAUUCCUACCGGCACAUACACCCCACCUCUUCAGGGGAGUCGAGCUUUGGGUCAGUGACGAUGCUAAAGUUGGCUUUUGAUUCACAGCUUCCACUUCAGCAGAAAGCAAAAAAAAAAGGCAUUCAGCUGGUUUUUAGAGCAGUGAGCCCACCUUAAAUCACACUCGCUUCACACAUGACAACACUGAGUGCUCAAACUUGUGUUAUAUUACCUUUUUAUAAUAUAAAGAUUAAAUGAAACACUUUGAUUUUUUUUUAAUAUUAUUUCUGUUUGUUAAAAAUGUGAAGAAAAAAAAGGACCAUUUCUGGCAGUUUAACACCUUAGACCAGAUCCAGAAUUAAGUCAAUAAAGGUUGUAUAUAUCACAAAGUUGGUUGAGAACUAAGUUGAUCUUGCUGCAGGAAAAUUGCUUUUGUGUGCAUCUUCACAAAUGGGAAACAGUUUUGCUGAUUACUGCUGUCUUUGCUACCGAAGAGACUGUUUGAACAGCAAACUUUAGUUUUCCUGCUCACGGAUAAUUAAUACUAAUAUUUCUUUUUUUUUUUGCACCAUUGACAACAUAUCUGGUUUUACCAGUAUAAGUGUUAGUUGUUGAACUGGUCCUGGUAUACGGAGGUCUCAAUGCUCUAAAAAGCAAUGAAACAGCCCCUUUUGCCUUCUGUUGAAUCGAAAGCUAACUUCAGUGCCGUGAGCCAGUGUGAUCUCAAAAAGCUGUGAAAUGGCUUCGGCUUUCAGCAUCUUCCUCAUCACACAAAUGCCUCUGUCUCGAUCUGUGUCAUUAAGCAGGAGGUUCAGGUCCUUUGUCCGGAUCCCCUUAACUCCACCUGUUCAGAGGGUGCUGGGACUGAUGGUGAAGGACACAUGUGAUCUACAGUGUGUGUAAUCUCUGACUGGUGAAGCCAGGGCAGGUUUGAGGUGCAAUAAUGGCAAACCUACUUUCCAAAAGACCCUGGGUUUUCAUGGAAAAAUUAUUACCAUUUGAUGUUGGUGCUUUAUCCUAAGAUGUUAUAACAAAACAAAUGGAAAUGAAUUUUUUUCUGCAUUUGAUUAUUAAUAAAAAUGUUUUGUAUGAUA
Cololabis saira (Pacific saury) is the source of this 11250-nucleotide messenger RNA. It is a transcript of the gene dot1l, whose product is annotated as DOT1-like histone H3K79 methyltransferase. Gene Ontology annotation, cellular component: nucleus. The transcript is spliced from 28 exons. Gene Ontology annotation, molecular function: histone H3K79 methyltransferase activity. The coding region runs from base 249 to 5243 and encodes 1664 amino acids. The record is from RefSeq and is a predicted model, not a curated record. NCBI's taxonomy places the organism in Eukaryota, Metazoa, Chordata, Actinopteri, Beloniformes, Belonidae. Gene Ontology annotation, biological process: regulation of transcription regulatory region DNA binding; DNA repair; DNA damage checkpoint signaling.